AUUAGUUUAAAACAAUAUUUGUGGGAAAAAGAAAUGAUCAAAUUGACAUUUUGACUCCAUAAAAGGUGGAGCAUAUAUUUGACAAAUUAUAUAGCUCAUACUCCACCCCCUUAAAUCUCAAAAUAUGCAAUUAUCCCUUUAUGUUAUUCCUACUUUUGAUUCUCAUACCAAAUUUGUACAGAAUUAGAUCUUACAAAAUUUUCUCAUCUGUGUCCUAAUUUUGUGAAUAAAAAGAAUGGCAGAUUCACCGCCAUCGUUGCCAAAAACAAGAAAACAAAGUUCAUUUCCACCACCACCAUUGCAAAUUAGGGAUAUUAGCCCUCGAAUGUCAGAGUUAAGGAAAAGUCUUUUUUCACCUUCAUUGCAAACUCCAACGAUUAGGACACCAACAUUAAAGAGUAGUCAAAAAUCCAUGUUGUUUUUGGCUUAUAUUUUCACUUUUUUAUUUGUUGCAUGUGCUAUCUUUUUUGUCUUCAAUAAUCCUUCAACCAAUCAUUCUUUCAGGAAAGUCUUGAAUAGGAGGUCACAUUUUUCCACAAUUUUUUCUCACUAUUAUCCAUCUGAUCAUCAAAACUCAACUCUUUACUCUCUCCCAUUUACAAAUGAUUCUCAAAAUGGUUUUAUUGCAAUUUCACCUAGCCAAAGGAAUGACUCUCAAAAUGGUUCCAUGAAAAAUGAAGGUAAAUCUAGUAGUAAAAGAGAAGAGGAAGAGACACAAAAGGUGAAUUUGUCGUCGAAUGAAGGUACAUCUAGUAGUAAAAGAGAAGAUAAAGAGAUACAAAAGGUGAAUUUGUCGUCGAAUGAAGGUAAAUCUAUUAGUAAAAGAGAAGAUAAAGAGACACAAAAGGUGAAUUUAUCGUCGAAAAAUGAGACCAAGAAAGAGGCUUGGUGGGAAGUGAUGAGUCAUUGUGAUGUUUUUGAUGGAAUGUGGGUGAAAGAUGAUGCUAACCCUUUGUAUGAACCUGGUUCUUGUCCUUUUAUUGAUGAACCAUUUGAUUGUUAUCAAAACGGAAGGCCUGAUAAUGGCUAUCAGAAAUUUAGAUGGCAGCCUAAGCACUGUAACAUUCCAAGGUUGGAUGCCAAAGAAAUGUUGGAACUUUUGAGAGGAAAGCGAUUAGUCUACGUCGGUGACUCUCUGAACAGGAAUAUGUGGGAAUCAAUGGUUUGUCUUCUCAGAAAUUCUGUUGAAGAUAAGAGCAGAGUUUUUGAGGUAUCUGGAAGAGAAGAUUUCAAGAAAGAGGGUGCUUAUUCUUUUAUAUUUGCGGAUUAUAAUUGUUCAGUGGAGUUUGUACGUUCUACUUUUCUCGUUCAAGAAUGGGAAAUUCCAGAUGGGAAUGGAUCAACUAAAGAAACACUCAGAUUAGAUUUGGUAGAAAGGUCAUGUGACAAAUACAAAGGAGCCGAUGUCCUUGUCUUUAACACAGGGCACUGGUGGACUCAUGAGAAAACAUCUGAAGGGAAGGGUUACUAUCAAGAAGGUAGCCAUGUUUAUGGUGAACUAAACGUUGUUGAGGCAUUUCGCAAGGCAAUGACAACAUGGGCAAGAUGGAUUGAGACCAAUGUAGAUCCUCUGAAGACAGAUGUUUUCUUUAGAGGCUAUUCAGUCUCUCAUUUCAGUGGAGGUGAGUGGUAUGCUGGUGGAAAGUGUGAUAGUGACACUGAGCCACUUCAGGAUGAGAAAGAUUUGUCACCUUCUUUGUAUCCACCAAUAAUGGGAAUGCUAGAGGAUGUGAUAAAGUGGAUGAAGGCACCAGUAUACUAUUUGAAUGUGACCAUAAUGUCAGACUUCCGCAAGGAUGGACAUCCAUCAGUAUACAGGAAGCCAAACAUGACAGAUGAGGAGAGAAGGACGACGUUAAGGUACCAAGAUUGCAGCCAUUGGUGCCUUCCAGGUGUACCAGACACUUGGAAUGAGCUCCUAUAUGCACAACUAUUGAUGAAACAUUAUCAGAAACAACACAAACAACAACAGCAACAGAUAGGUUCUUAGGCAAACAUAGCUAUACUAUUAUAUAGAUGUGAUAUUGUUUGGCGUAAAAUGUCCAGCUUUAGUAGUAGUUUUUUCAGAUGAGAGGUCGGAAGCGAAGCUAUUAGCUAAUAGCUAUAAAUAGUUCUCUGUGGAACCACUUAUCCAAUAGUAUAGUGUCAAGUUACUAUUACUAUAAAAUAUGAGCUUAAAGUAA
Messenger RNA from Solanum dulcamara, 2183 nucleotides. RefSeq names its product protein trichome birefringence-like 4. Lineage: Eukaryota; Viridiplantae; Streptophyta; Magnoliopsida; Solanales; Solanaceae. Gene Ontology annotation, molecular function: O-acetyltransferase activity. Bases 236 to 1990 code for a protein of 584 amino acids. Gene Ontology annotation, cellular component: Golgi apparatus. The record is from RefSeq and is a predicted model, not a curated record. The transcript has 5 exons.